Hymenoscyphus albidus is the source of this 921-nucleotide messenger RNA. The record is from the annotation of a GenBank genome assembly. NCBI's taxonomy places the organism in Eukaryota, Fungi, Ascomycota, Leotiomycetes, Helotiales, Helotiaceae.
AUGACACAACGGAAAGCACAAUCGCUCGAUGAAGCAAGAAGACGUAGAUUCGCCGAAGAACAGAUUACACGGAUCAGACAGGAAUUGGACCGUCUAUAUGAUUCCAUUCAAUCCAGAACUGAGCAAGGGAGACGAACGCGAGCAUCUGGAGAACGAUCCGACGAAGAUAUCCAAAGCCUUCCCAGUCAAGGCACAUACCCACGAUCGCCUCGUCUUGGAUUUCCAAUGGGCUUUGAAAGACGGGAUAGAGCCCGAGAAGCCAGCAACCACGAACAUCCUCGCCGCAGACCUCAAUUAACAUCUAUGCACAGUUUUGAAUUGAGGGGCUGGCAGCAGAUUCGCGGUACUUGUACAUGGGUACCGCCCAGCUUACAUCGAAAUUCGAGGCUAAGCAUAGUACCAUCCGGCCUUCUGAUAAAUGGAGCAUCUCGCCGAGAAUUUGAAGAGCGUUUGUAUCGUCAAGAACUGCAGAUGAUCGCGCAGAUGGAGUCCAGAAUCAUUAGGGCAUUUAACAGAAGAGAUGAGACGGUCGACAACCAGAUGCCUCCUCGUGUGCCUCUGGCUGGUCGUAAUGUACCAACUACCAGGUACAGAUGCCGAUUCUCUAGGGGUAUCAGAGCAGAGGAAAGUCCAAGAAACGAACCCUCUGGGUUCAACAAGUGUCCUCACAUUCUUGCACGAAAUUGCCCGUUUGGAUGUAGUGAAGUUACUAGAGCCGAACCAGUUAUCAGACCCGAACCAGUUCCAACGACUUCACAAGGUCAUCCUGAACCUCAGGCCGGACCGAGUCAAAUACCUGCCGGUGCGAUCCGUCCAUGGACGAUAAAUCAGGAAUUGGGGAAUCUUACGCUUGAGCCCCCAGAACCAUCGAGAUUGACGCGCCCAAAGUUGCCCUUUGAAGAUGAGGACCUUUAUGACUGA